Molecule: messenger RNA, 987 nt
Organism: Vicia villosa (hairy vetch)
Lineage: Eukaryota; Viridiplantae; Streptophyta; Magnoliopsida; Fabales; Fabaceae
Exons: 3
Coding region: 1-987 (328 amino acids)
Source: RefSeq, a predicted model, not a curated record
AUGCAAAACAAUUUCUUAUGGGGAGGUUCUGAGGAGAAACGGAAAAUGCAUUGGGCGAGGUAUGCGGAUGUGAAGCUUAGAGCUUUUAUGGUAUCAAGAACAAAACUAAGGAUCGGUCAAUCUCGGUGUGGUAAUGGUCAUUCAAUUUUCUUUUGGCAUGCUCUUUGGUUGAAAAAGGUUAUAUUAAAGGAUAUUUUUCCAAAUAUUUAUAGCAUUUCUCAAUUGCAAGAUGUCUCAAUUGGAGCUAUGGGAGGUUGGAUAGAUGGGAGGUGGUUAUGGGGUGAUAUAGGCAUAGCUUUGCCCACUAUUUUUGACGUUGUAGCUGCCAUCAGUUCAGCCGACACGGGCGCUGCACCCUCGGCUCCAGUUCUGGCCGCUGAAUGGGCGGAGCUAGUUCAGCUGUUGACCGCAGCUGUGGUCACGGUUAACCAACCGAAUGCGGCCUCUUGGAAGCACGACGGCGAUGGAGCUUUUUCGGUUUCUUCUUGUUACAAUCUUUUGUGUAGGAAAUUUAUUCCUUUCGGUCCGACAAAUUGUUUUGAUUUCGCUUUUGUAGCUAUAUUGAAGGUUGAAGUUCCUUUAAAGGUUAAAGCGUCCGAAUGGAGAAGCUUCCUCAACAAAGUGCCUACCAAAGACGCGCUUUUGAUCCGAGGUAUUCUUAAUUCUUCUUCGAAUUUAGAAUGUGUUAUUUGUAAGGACUUUUAUGAGACUUUGCAACAUUCCUUCUUGCUUUGUUGUAACGCCGCUAUUGUUUGGAUGGAAAUGUCGGGGUGGAUAGGAUUGAGUUUUAAUAACAUUCUUGAUUUCAAGGAGAGUUUUUGGUAUUGGAGCUCCUUUUGUCGCGCUAAGAAAGUUAAAAGAGGAAAGGAGGGAGUUAUUUGGCUAGCUAUUCUUUGGAGUAUUUGGUUGCAUAGGAAUGAUAUACUGUUUAACAAUUCCUCUUGGAAUUCUAGAGAUGCGGUGUGGAAUUGCAAAACGCUUAUUUGA